UGUGUAUAUCUAGACAGAAAGAGAGAGAGAGAGGGGGUGGGACCCACGUGAACAGUUUAAUUCGGCCGCCCUCUUUGUCGUCUCUCUCGUCUCCGUCUGCCUCCGUCGUUCCUUUCUCUUUGACUCUCUCCCCAUUCCAUCCCGUUCUCUCUCUCUUUCUCUCUCUCUCUCUCUCCCUCUGUACUUUUUGUUUCUCUCUCUAGAUGAUAUAUUUGUCAUCGAUUUUUUUUUUCUCUCGCUAUCUAUCUAUCUCUCACACUCGCUGUUCCCUUAUUUCAGAAACAAGUGUCGCUUCCUUGCUUGUUCAGAACUCUAAACGAGGAAUCAAUCAACAGGAAAGAAAGAAAAGAGAUAAGAAGGGUACAAAAAGAGACACGGCCUACUUAUAUUAUAGCUCCGCAGGGUCUCACGCCAGAGAAAACAGAGGAAUAGGCAGAUGGAAGUGUUUUCUGGGCUUUUCAUCUUAUUUCAUAUCACUCUUGUGAAUCUAAAUAAAUGAAUGUCAAGCUUUUUCUGAAGAUCAUUUUCUCUGCUGGGUUCUCGCUUAAUUUACCUCUUAGUCCUUUUUAGCUCUUGCUGUACGGAGUCAUUCUCAUGGCUGGUAGUAAUGAAGUUAACCUCAAUGAAUCCAAGAGGGUUGUUCCACUGAACACAUGGGUCCUCAUCUCUAAUUUCAAGCUUGCAUAUAAUCUCCUUCGCCGCCCCGACGGAACCUUUAACCGUGAAUUGGCAGAGUUCCUUGAUCGUAAAGUCAAUGCCAACACCAUUCCGGUUGAUGGGAUUUUCUCCUUUGAUCACGUCGAUCGAACCACAGGCCUCCUUAACCGGAUUUACCAGCCUGCCCUUGUAAAUAAGGCUCAAGGGGGCAUUGUAGAGCUCGGAAAGCCUUUGAGCACCACUGAGAUUGUCCCAGUUAUAAUCUUCUUCCAUGGUGGAAGCUUCACUCACUCCUCAGCCAAUAGUGCUAUCUAUGACACGUUUUGUCGCCGCCUUGUGAGCGUUUGCAAGGCUGUCGUGGUGUCUGUUGAUUAUCGGCGGUCACCUGAGUACCGUUACCCAUGUGCAUAUGAUGAUGGUUGGGCAGCUCUUAAGUGGGUUAAAUCAAGAACUUGGCUUCAAAGUGGAGAGGAUUCCAAGGUCCAUGUAUACUUGGCUGGGGAUAGUUCAGGUGGAAAUAUUGCUCACCAUGUUGCAGUGAGGGCAGCAGAAGCAGAAAUUGAAGUUUUGGGUAAUAUCAUUCUUCACCCAAUGUUUGGUGGGCAAGAGAGAACUGAAUCAGAGAAGAGAUUAGAUGGUAAGUAUUUUGUCACUAUUCAAGACCGGGACUGGUAUUGGAGAGCAUAUCUACCUGAAGGGGAAGAUAGAGAUCAUCCAGCAUGUAAUAUCUUUGGCCCUAGGGGGAAAAACCUCGCAGAACUCAAGUUCCCUAAAAGUUUAGUUGUUGUUGCUGGUUUGGAUCUUGUUCAAGACUGGCAAUUGGCUUAUGUCGAAGGGUUAAAGAGAGCUGGCCAUGAAGUGAAACUUCUUUAUCUAAAUCAAGCCACGAUAGGGUUUUACUUUUUACCAAAUAACGAUCAUUUCUAUUGCCUCAUGGAGGAGAUUAGAAACUUCGUCAAUCCUAACUGUUAAUAGACUACUUAACCUUAUCUACAGGCAGCCGAUACAUAACAGAAGCUUGACACUUCACUUGGGUUCUCUUUUUUUCUCCCCCUUUUUAUUGAUGGUGUGUAGUUAUAAGAAUGUGUAGUAUUACUUGUUGCCAUAUCACCACUUGGUGGUGAUAUGAGUUCUGUAUCUUUGGGGACUAGAUGUUCUUGGUCUGGAGACUGGUGAGUACUGCUUAUGUCUUCAGGGUGCAUAAAAGUAUUCUAGCUGAGAAGGCCAGUUUCUGCAGCUAAUGAGGAUCAGAACUUGAUAAUGGCAUUCAGCUGAGCCACCAGAUAUAAAUUAAGCUUAAACCGGUUCACUUCUGGCCAUAAAUAAUGGGGAAGGAAGAAGCGUGGUUUUAGUAGUAAAUUGGCAAUUUACAAGCACUAAUUUCAGACUGGAACAUAUCCGAUCUUUGUCAUGUCACUUGUAUCUUAUACUGGUGUUCUAGGAUAUAUAAAAAGAUUUUGCUUGCUUUUAA
Molecule: messenger RNA, 2128 nt
Organism: Hevea brasiliensis (rubber tree)
Lineage: Eukaryota; Viridiplantae; Streptophyta; Magnoliopsida; Malpighiales; Euphorbiaceae
Product: gibberellin receptor GID1B
Exons: 2
Coding region: 595-1629 (344 amino acids)
Biological process (GO): raffinose family oligosaccharide biosynthetic process; floral organ morphogenesis; positive regulation of gibberellic acid mediated signaling pathway
Cellular component (GO): nucleus; cytoplasm
Molecular function (GO): hydrolase activity; gibberellin binding
Source: RefSeq, a predicted model, not a curated record